Molecule: messenger RNA, 8808 nt
Organism: Phlebotomus papatasi
Lineage: Eukaryota; Metazoa; Arthropoda; Insecta; Diptera; Psychodidae
Gene: aay
Product: phosphoserine phosphatase
Exons: 4
Coding region: 7949-8650 (233 amino acids)
Biological process (GO): dephosphorylation; L-serine biosynthetic process
Cellular component (GO): cytoplasm
Molecular function (GO): magnesium ion binding; L-phosphoserine phosphatase activity
Source: RefSeq, a predicted model, not a curated record
GCUGUGCCAGUUCAGCAGUGUUCACUGAUAUCUCACAGAGUUAAAGUCGAUCCCGAGAGUGUUUUCCUAACUAGAAGUUAAACAAAGGAUUUUUCUAGAAAGCUGUAUUAUCUCAAUUUUCAAUUAGUCAGUAGCAAUUUGGAAUAUAUUCACAAUGAGUAGGUGAGUUGAGUACAGAAUCAAGAAUCUUGUAAGAAAUCAAGACAAAAAACAUAAUUUAUAAUUUUUUUAUUCUUGAAGAAACGGUAUUUAUCGAUGUUUGUUAAAAGUUCAUCAAAUGGACUUUAUUUCAGUAAUAAACAACACGCAAAAGAAACUAGUUUCUUUCUAUAAAAAUAUCUGAGAAAUAAUUUUGGUUCUGAUAUAAGGUACUAUAAAUUGAAAGUAUGUUUAUGUAUUUAAAAUUUUCGCAAUUGGAGAGGUGAAAAUUUGGUCUUUGGUGUCUGUGAGACCACAUACUGAAAUUAAGGGUUUAAAAUCGUGUAGGGUGAAAGGAACCUCUAUUGACACCCUACUCUGUACCACUUGGGAUAUGAAAUUUGAACAUCUCUGUUUAUAGUAAAAGGUAUAUUACAGAAAAAACGUUAUAUUACUUAUAUUUUACUAGAUACUUUAAAUAAUUUUCAACAUUUUGACAAAAGUGUCAAUAGGGGUACCUUAUCGAACAGACGUUCCUACGACCCUAUUCAGAGUUCAAAUACCAAUUCAAUAAAAAAGUAUCAAGUAUCAGCCAUCGGUACAUCUCUUGGAUUCUAACAUAUUUAAUAUUGAACAAUAAAACUAUUUUGAUAACAGGGAAAUUUCGAAAAUGUUUGUCAAAUCCCUAGUGAACAAAAUCUUGUUAACUAUAGAUUUCUCAAAAUUUUCUAGAAACUUCAUAUAAAAAAAAUCAAUUUAACAAACUUUUGAUCAAAAUUGUUUCUAAUAUUCAAAAGGGGUGAAAGGUUUUGAAACAGUUUAUUAAAUACGGUUUAUUAUAUGUGAAAAAUUCUAAAAGUUUUCUUAAAGUUAGCGAUUUGAAAAACUUUCUUAGAAUAUUUAUUUUAAAUGAACUCAGUUUGACAAAUAUAGAGCAAAAAGUUUGUAAUGAUGUUUGUCAAUGGUUUGUCAAAUGCAGUUUGUAUUUUACGAAAAUUCUUUAAAGAACGUCAAAUCCGUGGCAAUCGCGAUUUGAAAAAUCUAUUUGGAUUAUUUAUUAAUUAAUUUAGUGUGACAAAUUUGGUAAAAAGUUUGUAAGUAUAUUUGUGAAAAGUUUGUUAAAUGCAGUUUAUUUCAUACGACAAUACUUUAAAAAUCGUAAAAAAAUCUGUAGCAAACGUGAUUAUUUUUUUGAACUUGCACAUAAAAAAAAUUAUUUAACAAACUUCUGACAAGAGGUUUGUAAUGAUGUUUGUCAAUGGUUUGUCAAAUACAGUUUAUAUUUUACGAAAAUUCUUUAAAAAUCGUCCAAUCCGUGGCAAUCGCGAUUUGAAAAAUCUAUUUAGAUUAUUUAUUAAGGAAUUUAGUUUGACAAAUUUGGUAAAAAGUUUUUAACUAUAUUUGUGAAAAAAGUUUGUUAAAUGCAGUUUAUUUCAUACGACAAUACUUUAAAAAUCUUAAAAAAUCUGUAGCAAACGCGAUUAGAUUUUUUUUAAACUUGCACAUAAAAAAAUUAUUUAACAAACUUCUGACAAAAAGUUUGUAUAAUGAUGUUUGUCAAAUGCAGUUUGUAUCAUACGAAAAACCUUUAAAGUUUUCUCAAAUCUGUAACAAACGUAAUUACAAAAAUCUUUUAUACUUUUCAUAUUAAAAGAAUAAUUUGACAAAUUUCUGACAAGAGAUUUGAAACGAUGCAUUUGUCAGUAGUUUGUCAAAUGGAAUUUAUAUCAUAUGAAAAAUGUUUGAAAUAUUCUCAAAUCUAUAGUAAAUUCGAUUAGAAUAAUCUUUUUGGAAAACUUUAUUAGAAAAACUUCUAACAAAAAGUUUAUAGUGAUGUUUGUCAACAGUUUGUCAAAUGCAGUUUAUUUUAUUUGAAAAAAGGCUUUUAAGUUUUCCCAAAUUUGUAGCAAAAUUUCGGAUUUUUCUCUUUGAAGGAACGUAAUUUUAAAAACUUCUGGCAAAAGGUUUCUAACGAUGUUUGUCAAAAGUUUGUCAACUGCAGUUUGUUUCACAUAAUAAAUCCAAAAAAUUGUAUACUCUAUUUGUUUUUGUUUGUCAACAGUUUGUUGAAUUCCAAUCUAUUCCAUGUUUCCAAAAAUUUGUAAUUUUUUCACCAACAAGUUUAAACAAACAUUUUGUCAAAAAUUUCUUAGAAAGUUCAUGUGGUAAAUUUUUGACAAAUGUCGCUAAAAACUUUACUUCAGAGUAAUAAUGUUGUUUUCACGUCAAGCGCGUCAAGAUCAAUUGAAGUUAUAUACAGCGAAUCAUCAUAUUGUCGUACGAUGAUUAGUGCAUAAAAGUGACUUAGCAACAAAACGCAUACAACAACUCUUGUUUGUCGUCCUUCACUUUGUGUCGAGCCCCCUCAAUUGAAAGUGCACUAAUAUCAAGUGUAUCAUCUCAAUCGCCAUGGCAAUUGACUAGGAGAGAAAAAUUACAACAACAAAAAAUUAAUUUGACACAUUUUCAAGUUAGAAUCAACUUGUUGAUUAAUCUGUGAAAUUGGAGAAAUGCUAUAAGCAAGCGGAAAGAGAUAACUCGAUAACAAAAAUGCUUAUUAUUAACGAAUUUAUUUACUGUAAAUACAAUUCUGAGUGAAUGGUGUCUUUUUAAAUUCUGGGUUAACAGAUACGGAAUUUUUGAAGAGAGGGAAAAUCUUCAAUAACAAUUACUAUAAUUUGAAUUUUGUUUAUUCUAAUUUUCUGAUGAAACUCUCUUGAUUUUAUCAAUCUUUGACGCAAAUUAUCAUCUUACUACCUAAAUGAUACCCUAUUUUUAUUCAUGAAAACAAACUAUUUAUUAUUAGAAUUAUUUUGAAUGAGUUAGUGUAUUCUAAUACAUUAAAUGACUCCUAAUAAGACAAGUUUCGUAGUGAAGGCUAAUUGUAUACAACGGGGAAUUAUGUACAGAUAUUUAAAUUUUAUAAAAUUAUUAAUGCAAAUUCUGCUUUCUCUCUUAAAAAUCCUUGGAGCUAUUUCUUUAUAAUUAAUUUAUUCUUUAUAGUAAAUAUUGAGCCAAAGAUAGUAAGGGACUUAGUUAACCAAUUAAUAUUAGAAUUACUUUCUUAUUUUUUAAUGCCUUUUGUAUUAAAUUAAUUUUCUAUCCAAUUGAAUUUUCUUCAAAUUCGCUUACUUUCAAUUUGAUGCAUUUACGUCAAUGGAACUUGAGACUCUUUCCUUCCAUAUUUACGCUUUAAAAAAAAAAUGCUGAGAGCGAUUUUCCGGGCAAUGCACUCUUUCUAUUUUAGAUGUUUUUAAUGAAAUUAUAUCUUCACUGCACUGAGAAAAAAAAUGGGGUGCGAUUAACUUUUUUUCCUCGUAACUUUAACACUUCUUAAGUGUAAAAAUAUAUCAACAUUUCUUAAUGUUAAUUUUACACUUUUUUAAGUGUAAAAUUAACAUAAAAAAGGGUAACUUUAACCCAUAAUACAUCUAAAAAGGCUAAUAUUUACACCGUUUUCGGAUCAAUACUGCAGGGUAAAAUUAACAUUUCCGGAAUGUUAUUUUAACUUUUUCGGAUUUUUCUCAGUGUGAGUGAGAGAAAUCCGAAAAAGUUAAAAUAACAUUCCGGAAAUGUUUAUUUUACCCUGAAUUAUUGAUCUGAAAUCGGUGUAAAUAUUAUGUUUUUAGAUGUAUUAGGGGUUAAAGUUGCCCUUUUUCAUGUUAAUUUUACCCUUAAAAAGGUGUAAAGUUAACAUUAAAAAAUGUUGAUGUAUUUCUGUAUGUUUUCACCUAAAAACUGUUAAAGUUAUGAGAAAAAAGUUAAUCGUACCAUUCGUUUUUCUCAGUGUUGUGAUUGUGGUUUGGAACCGACUAAAUUUCUCUAGAGACAUCUGCAUUAAAUUACAAAAUUAUAAUUUUAAACCAUUCCUUUUUGUUUAAUUUUUUUUCAAUUUAUUUAUUUAUUUAUUUUCGAAUAUUGCUUUUAAUUUAUGAAUGGAAUAACAAAGACAAAAUAAAGAAGUAUAAGUACUCUCUGAAACCUGUUGAAGAUAACUUAAAAAUGUUGUUUUUGUUUUCAAAAGUAUUUAUUGUUGUCAAUAACAUUACAAGAGAUUCGAGAGGUUCACUAUCAGUAAUUUAUUUUUGAAUUUAUCUAAGUAAUAUGGAUAUUUCAUCAGGCGGAUACACUUGAAUGGAAUAAAUAUGAUAAAUAAAUUAGUUGGAUUAAAGUUUAUUGUGUUUAAUUGUUAAGCACUUCGUGGUUUUCAUAUUUGAAAAAACAAAUAAAUUGAAAAAUAUAGCUUUACAGCUCAAUCCAUUCAGUCAAUGCGUUAACAACACUCAAAAUAGAAUGCUCAUAUUUUGGAAUUAAAUUCUUUAAAGAUAAAGAGACAAUUUAUUGUAAAAAGAAAAAAUGUAUUAAGAGGCCGCGGGGAAUAUAAAAUUUUUACAUUAAUUCACAACAAACACUAUUUAUUUUUAUAGUGUCACUAUCUAAGAAAAGAAUUUGUUACUCUCAGUUCAAAUUGGGAAAUUGAAUGAAGAAAAAUAUAAUCAAAAUCGAAGCGAUAUCAAAAUUUUCGCGCACAACUUCAUUUAAAAACUUUGCAUGACUUUCAAUAAAGCGGGAAAAGUGCAACAAAAUGUAUUUCUACCUCUUUCAGGAUAAAGAAAUAAAUUAUCAAAAAUCGUAUAUGAAAAUCGUAUAUAAAAUAUUGCUAUAGCAGCGCUACUUGCAAACUUUUCAUAUAAAAAGAAGUUUUUGAGACUGAAAACGGCAUUUUAAAACAAUCAGCGCGAUUAACAGCCAAAUAAUUCGUUGAUAAUGGGCACAAUUGUAGAGCGUAUGGCUCAUUCGACAAUUUUUAACCCAGUCGACGGCCAAACCCAUCAAUCCCAAUCCUUCAAUCCCUAUAGCGGCCUUCAGACUAGAGGUUUAGCCCAGUUCCCAUAGGUCUUGAAAUCCUAAAUAGCGUGCAAUUUAAUUGCUUUUUGAGAGCCUAAUAGGUUAUUUAUCGUUAAUAAUCCAAUCAUAAGUUAAAUUUUCCUAAAAAAUCAUGAUUGACAAGAAAUUAGAACAGUUAAGCCUUUUGGCAAAGCCUUAGGUCUGAAUCCCGUAUAUGACACACCCGACUCAUCGUCCCUAGGCGGAUGCUGAAGGUUGCUAGUAGGCCAUUUGUUCGGUUCAAUCGUCUCUGCACUUCAGUAAGUGAGCAGUGAGCAUUAGUCGCCGGGGACAGUUCACUCCGAGAAAGUUGAAAGAUGACUGGCACCUUCUGCUCCUCAUUUUACUUUAGAAGUUAUAAUAUUUAAGUAGGCCCCUUCAAGGCUUACACCAUAAAAAAUUUAAAGAGGAAAGUUAAAGAAUUUACAUGGUUAUAAAAACUUAUAGGGUAACGUGUGGUAUUUCGGGACACUUUUUAGCACUUUCAAGUUUCAAACAGUUUAACGACUUCUCAAAUAAUUUUUUUUCUUUGUUGAAUACAAAUAUUUAUGUUUCUUAUUCUAUCCAUAAUAAGAUUCUUAUCGAAAAAUUUUGAAAAAUGCAUUAUUUUUUAUAUGAAAUAGCAAAAAAUGUAAAGAAGUAAUAAUGAUAUAUUUCGGGACAGUAGGGUAUUUCGGGACAGACAAAAAUGGCUAUUAUGCAAAUAAAUUUCACUGAGCCUAAUUAUUUACCUUCGAGUAGAAGGUCCAAACUUCAAUCUUUUAGUAUAAAAAAAAAUUUUAAUUUCACUUGUAAAAUGGCAAAAUUGACGCACUACAGAUUUCACAAAAUGUGGAAUGUGAUACUCACAAUUCACGCAUAUUUCACACUUUAAAUUGAAUAAAACUUCAGAAAUUUUAUGUUUAUCUCAUACGUAAAGAGCUUAAUAUUUCAUAUAGAAUUUAAAAAUAAUAAGAAAACAAAUAUUUAUAUGAUUUUUGUGUGUCCAAAAAUACCCAUAUUAUGUCCCGAAAAGCAUCUUGUCCAGAAAUACCACACGUUAACCUACGGACUAAAAUAAUCAAAAUAACUCGUUCUAAGAGUCAAAAUAACUUUUUUUUCAAAUUUCCAAGUUUUUUUUGCUAUUUUAUGUUUAUUUUUUUCGUGUCCUUUUAUUUUAAUAACCUUUUUCUUUCUCUCGAGGUUCCCAUGUUACGAGGUACUCGCAUGAGACACUGUUGGGCAUUUUUUCUAUUUUAUAUUUCCUUUGUCAAAGUACAAUCAUCUUGACUGAAGUAUAUUCUUAAAUCGAAAUCACUUAAAGCGUAUACUUCAGUCGAGAUGAAGUUUAACAUCGUAAAAAACUAUUAAGUACGUCAAUAUCCGUUGAAUUAAUUCAACACGCAUAUAAAGUUGUUUCAACUUUAACUUCCUAAAUUUUUCUACGAAAAAGAGUAACGAUUACAUUGAUAUCCUUCGAGUUAAUUCCUUGUUUUCACUCUACAGAUUUUUUCUUACUAUAAUAUUUUAACGUUGAACCAUAUCUAAGUUUAAGUAAAACUAAAAGUUUUUUUUUUUUUUUUUUUUUUUUUUUUUGAUUGUUUUUAUUACUAGCAAUCUGUAUAUCAUAUACAAUUAGCUCCUUGUUUGAAAAAAAAAUAAAUAAAUACAAGACAUGUGACUGUUUCACUAAGAAAACAGCCUUUCAAAAAAUAAUAGUGACAGAUUGAACUUUAAAUAAACAGAUCAGAAGGCCUGAUCCUUUUCAGUCUUCGCUCCUCGCCAUUAUCCACAGCCAAACCACCAGCUAAGUCAUUUGGAUGAGUUAGAAGCCUCUCGCGAUAUUUUUUACAUAGGGCAUCUAUUUCUUCUUCUACUGUAGGAGUAUUUGUGUCAUCGUGAACCACGAAAGAAGGAACGUACCAAGGAGCUCCAAGGAUCUGGCGCAACACCUUGUUCUGGAACCUCUGUAAAAUACAGAUAUGACUUUUGGCUGCGGUUCCCCAUAACUGGAUACCAUAGGUCCAAAUUGGUUUCAAAACUGCUUUAUAGAUUAAAAGUCAGCCUCCUGUCAAGAUGGAUGCCUAAAUAUUUUGCCUCAUUGCUUUGCGGGACCUCUACAUUGUUUAAAGUGAUAGCAGGACAGUCACCUCUUCUCAGAGAAAACAUAACAUGUGUGGACUUAGUCUCAUUGGCUUUUAUACGCCAUACACGCAACCACUUCUCAAUUUCAUGUACGGAUUUUUGAAGAGUCUCUGUUGCCAAUUCUGGACUAGAACCCGUCGAUAGAACAGCGGUGUCAUCCGCAAAAGUUGCAACCAAAGAGGUGUCAGGAAGAUCUGCCGUAAAUAGCAAGUACAAAAGAGGCCCCAAGACACUGCCCUGAGGCACCCCAGAGUUGAUGGGAGACAACUCACCAUGAAAAUCACCCUGCUUGACAUAAAAACUCCUGUUCGAAAUGAAGGAUAUCAAGAUAGCACAGUAGCCAGGUGGAAGAUUUGCUUGCAGCUUGAGAGUUAGUCCAACAUGCCAGACCUUAUCAAAGGCCUGGCUCACAUCAAUGAACAAUGCAGAACAGUAACUUUUGUUCUCAAAAGUAUUCUGUAAAAACUAAAAGUGAAAUAUAUUACAAACUCCAACUCUUAUCGAUCACAAUUUAGAUUAAUCUCAACAUUGCUCUAAUUAAUAUUCCGAAAUUUAGAGCAAUAUUAAAUGAAAUUUAUGAAUUAAAUGAUCUUAUAUUUAUGCCGAUCUGUCUGAGUAUGGCAAAAACAUAUUUAUUUACCAAUAUAAUUGAUAAAGAGUCUUAUUUUCCAGACUCGUGAACUCCCUCGUGAAUCUGAUAGCGAUUUCAUCAUCCGAGAACCCGUCAAUUCGUCCAAGGAACGUCAAUUCCAAUGCAGAUAUUGCGUCAACAUCUCAUGAAACUCGGACCCUAAGCACAAUGACAAACAGCUUUGCCAGUGACAAAGAGAAAAAGGUCACUGAAGCUGCUGCCAUCAUCCAGAGGAGCAACAUUGUCUGCUUCGAUGUGGACUCCACGGUGAUCCGUGAGGAAGGAAUUGACGAACUGGCGGCUUUCUGUGGCAAACGCAAUGAAGUGUCAAGACUCACACGUGAAGCCAUGCAGGGUUCAAUGACAUUCCAGGAUGCUCUGCGGAAGCGCCUGGAGAUCAUCAAUCCCAGUCAAGCGGAAAUCUGGGAGUUUAUCCGAACUCAUCCGAGCACACUGUCCAGUGGGCUCAAGGAAUUCAUUGGGUAUUUGAGGGAGCGCAAUGUUGAAGUAUUUUUGGUAUCUGGAGGCUUUGAUUGCCUCAUUGAGCCAGUAGCUGAUCAACUUGGUAUUCCAAGUGAAAAUAUUUAUGCCAAUAAGCUAUUCUUCACAUUCAAAGGAGAAUAUGCUGGUUUCGAUACCAAUCAGCCAACAUCGAGAUCCGGGGGAAAAGCCGAAGCUAUUGCCAAGAUUAAGGCCAGGGCUGCAGAGAAUGAUAUUAUCACGAUGAUUGGAGACGGCGCAACGGAUCUGGAAGCUUCACCACCAGCUAAUUAUUUCAUUGGCUAUGGCGGAAAUAUCGUGAGGGAAGAAGUGAGAAACAGAUCAACGUACUAUAUCACAAAUUUCUCACAAUUAAUCAACCACCAUUGAUUGUGACUUCUGCCAUUUAUUCUUUUUUUUUAUUUAUCUAGAUGAUAAAUUGGAAUACAAAAUAGGUAACAGGAUGAUUUAUGAAAAAACUACGUUAUUUAUAAAAUAUAUUCAGACAAAAUACAAGAUUUCUUCUCUUUAACAUUAAACAACAAAAA